Phaedon cochleariae (mustard beetle) is the source of this 5262-nucleotide messenger RNA. The record is from the annotation of a GenBank genome assembly. NCBI's taxonomy places the organism in Eukaryota, Metazoa, Arthropoda, Insecta, Coleoptera, Chrysomelidae.
AUGCAAAUACUGUGGCAGAUGUACCCGUUACUACUCUUGCAAGUAAUAAACGAUAGCACAGGCUGCUCCGUUUCUUGUGCAUGCAGGUGGAAAAACGGAAAACAAACAGUUGAGUGCGAAAACAAAGGCCUCAUCGAAAUCCCAGACGGUCUAGAUCCAGAAACCCAAGUGCUCGACUUCCCUGGAAAUAAACUCAGCAAACUAUCGAAAGACCUCUUCCUCAAGAAGAAACUGAUCAACUUGCAGCGGGUGUACUUGCCGAAUUGCAAGAUAAAAUCGGUACAUCGCGAUACAUUCAAAGGCCUGACUAAUCUAGUGGAGCUCGAUCUCUCUGGAAACCUCUUAGAAAGCGUACCGACCACUUCUUUUCCAGGGUGUCCAUCCUUGAUGAAACUGACGCUCAGCAUGAAUCCUAUUACCGCAGUGAAAGAAUCCGCGUUCGAGUCGCUAACGCAGCUCAACAAUUUGGAACUUAGUUAUUGCAAGAUAUCCGACAUCGAAGAGGGAGCUUUCCACGGCCUCCACAGCCUCGAGUGGCUCCAUCUAGACAACAACCGAUUGAAAACCAUCCCCGGGAGACGAACGCUGCCCGACUACGUUAAAGGCGUGGACUUGGAGAAAAACAUUUGGGAGUGCGAUUGCCACAUCUCCGAUCUAGCCGCCUGGCUGAGGGAAUUUGGGAGUCUCCUGUCAGUGGAGCCAGUGUGUUAUGGCCCCCCCAGACUCGCCUCCCGCGCCAUCAAAUCGAUACCGGAAAUGGGACUCGCCUGUCUCCCGAACAUCUCGCCGACUUCCUUUUAUCUUGAGUUGGGCGAGGGUAAAAACGUCUCUCUGUCUUGUCACGUACAGGCCGUUCCAGAGGCCACCGUUUCUUGGUGGUUUCAGGGAGAAGUGUUGCAUAACGACACGAUGAUAGCUCCCGGCGUCCAUUUGAUCUAUUACAUCGAGGAAGGCAAUGAAAACAAACGCAGCGAGCUCUUUAUUUACAACGCUGACGCUGACGACAAUGGGACUUAUAUUUGUAACGCUGAUAAUGCUGCCGGUACUUCACAGUCUAACUUCACCAUUAGGAUUAUUCUCAAGGAGAAUCCCAUAGUUAUCAUCGUUUCGGUGCCGUUCGAAUAUUUCUUGUAUGCCAUCGUCGGUUUUGGUAUUUUGGGAGUAUUUGUGCUUAUUGCUGCAGUCAUCAUGAUAAUGAAGUGUAGGAGGAGGAAUAGAAGAAUGAAGAAGUUGAACCAAACUGAGGAAAUUAUGAUGCAAUAUGAGCAGAACGGGAGUAAACUUGGAGAGGGGGUGAAAAGUCUUUCGAAUUCAUUGAAGGAUGCCGGCGGGAAGGGGACGGCGAAGACCAUCGGAAUCAGGAAACGGGCCGCGGGGAGUACACGAAAGCGGUCCAAUUUCCUGCAGCCCGCCUCAGGGAGAGCACGGAAAUGCUGGAAGGCGGCGGAAGGUACGCAGUAUACGGAACAUUGUUAUCUGAUUCACGUUGUUUGUGCGGCAAUAUCAUGCAUCAUCGACCCCGAAUGCUACCCCGUGGACUACGGGCUGCCCAAGCUGCCCUGUCGAACGCAACUGGGCUGCGAGGGCUAUUACAGGACGCUGCCCUCCAACCGGAUGAAGAGGCAUUCGGCGGCCAACCCUGUGCGGAGGGCUUCCCGGGAGGCGGACUUCCUGACGAGAACCAGGAAUCCACCCUCCCAAGGGCCAUCCCUCCCAUUGGAGGACUGCCCCGAAGCGAUGGCUCCCUCGUUCUCGCCCUACUGUCCAAGUCAGUGGCCGGCUUGCGUACCCGCCAACGUGCACGUAAUGAACCCCAACCUUGGGGUCCAUCCUGACCCCAACCUCAGGAUCGACCCAGGCCGCGGGGUCCGCUUUGAUCCCAACCUUGGGGUCCAUCCUGAACCCAACCUCGGGAUCGACCCUGGCCGCGGAGUCCGCUUUGAUCCCAGCCUAGGGGUCCAUCUUGAUCCUAACCUUGGGGUCCAUCCCGACCCCAACAUCGGCCGUGGGGUCCGCUUCGAUCCCAAUGCGCGAUUCUCGCAGCAGCAGUGUCUCCCUAAGCGCAGUGCGAGUGCGCAGACUGACGAGUGCGAGGAGUGUGACGUUUCGGGAGUGAAGCAGGGUGUUAUUGUGAAUGCGAGCGAGUCUCCCAACACGGACGAUGACGUCAACGAGGGGCUCACUGAGAGUCCUGACGAGGGAUACGGAGGAGAACCUUCUGUUGUUUAGGUCUCGAUUUUAGGAGUUUUGACAGGUAGACUAUUAUUGACUGGCGAAAAGUAGUGACAACUUGCAAGGAUUUUGAACAACUAGUGGAAAUGAGUCACAUUCUUUUCAUCUACCCUCACCGGCAAAAUAAUCGAUCCACUCAGAAUGUUGAUAGAAUAUUACCAACAAUUAAUUCGUUAAUUCAAGUCAGAUUUGUUUGAUUUUUCUUUCAUUUCGUAGGUAAAUACAUGAGGAAUCUCACACAAGUUUGAUAUUCCAAGAAAUCCAGCAUGUCUCUGAAUCAUACAGAGUGACACAAAAAGUGCAUUUUCACUCCAAUUUCAAAACCAUCUGUGGAGUGGCUAAGCUGGUUCAUCAUGUAAUUCCACAUUCAAUUAUCAAGCUACGUUUAUUAUGUACGUUUCACCUUUCAGUUUGUUACGGUAACUGUUUUCUUGUGAUGGUUACAAGGCUUUUAGAAAAACGUGACAUUCCUACAUUUCUUUUUAAAUAAUAUCAAGGUUUCAUGAGGAAUUAUUGUUUGCGAAGCUCGCUGUGACAUCAAAUGGUUGCAUGAGAUAUGGAUGUUACUGCAACCAACUCCUGCGAGAGCUAUGGCGUUAUUGCAGGAUGGUAGAUCACAAUAUUAUGUUGCCAGAGCUCUAGGAGUUUCAAGAUCUAGGGUGCAGAGAGCUGUAAAACGGUUUGGUUAAAUUGGUGUAUUCAUAAGAACAGGUAAUUGUGGUCGGAAGAGAACUACGAAUGAUCGAGAUAAUCGCUUCCUAUAUAACGCUCAAAGUUUUAAGGGACAAAAAACUCACUUCUGUCCAAAUGAAAAACAAAUUAAAGGAGGUAGGGCAUGUUUGAUCUGUUAUAGGAAUAUAAGAUGGAGGCAUUCCAAUAUUUGAAUCCGAUCAAGAAGACCUGCAACUGGUCCACAGUUAUUGGGAAAUUAUCUAGUUAUACGCCUCCGAUAUGCUAGGGAACAUUGGGGUAAUAAACAAUCGAGCAAUAUCCUGUUCACCGACGAGUCAAGGUUUUGUCUCAAAUCACCGAAUGGACGUAAAAGAAAUUUCCGAAGAACUAUACAACAUUUUUUCCAAAACCAUUUUCAGCCAGAAGGUACUCACGGAGGCGGUUCGAUAAUGGUGAGUGGUGGCGUGAGUGUUGGAGCUUUGACGGACUUAGUCAUAGUGGAAAGGGGAUUCAUGACAGUCGAUAGGUAUAUGAGAGACGCCUUAAAACCACAAAUUGUUCCAUUUGCGCCGUUCAUCGAAAAGGAUUUCAUUAUGAUGGAUAAAGAAUAGUUAAUGGGUAUUUAGUCGAUGUUGAAAUCCCAGCAAUGAAUAGGCCUCCUAGAAGCCCAGACUUAAACCCAAUUGAACAUAUAUUCGGAAUGCUCUUGGGAGAAAAGUAGGAUCUGCUUUAUUAGCUCCUGCAAAUUUACAGGAACUCAGUAAAGUUUUAAUUGAAGAAUGGCAGAAAAUCGAUCAGGCUUAUAUUCAAAAUCUGAUAAUGGGCAUGCCAAGACGAUUUGCAGCAGUUAUUCGUACACGUCCUAUUGAUUUCAAUAGCAUCUUCAAAUCAAUUUUCUGGUUUCAUGCGUUAACAUCAUCAUUGCUUAUUUUCAAAAGUUUAUUAUCACCAUAAUGUAGAAGUGAAACGUAUUUCUGAAACCCUUGUAACAUUCACAAAAAAGCAGACAUCGUGAAAAAAAAGAAAUGUUACGUGAUGAACGGAGGUAGAGGAUUAAAUGAAUGAACAUGAAAGAAACACUCAGUCGUCUCCAUAGCUUUAAUGUCGAAGGAGGCAGUCAAUCCUGCUUCAAUAAGGUUGAUACAUGUUUCGGCCACUCAAAUGGCCAUCUUCAGUCAAAUUAGCAACAAAGUGUAUCUACAAUAAGAACCAAACUUGAUUUUAUAUAAAAAAGAAAUUGAAAUGGAAAAGACAACAGUUGUAAAUUCAAAAUUGAAUUGAUUAACAAAGUACAACAAUGAUAAUUGAUCAGUAAUUGAUGGUGAAAAGUGAAGUGAAGUUAUUAAAUCAAAAAUUCUGACAACAAAAUGAAUAUUAAGUUUUCUGCUUUUUGAACAAACAUGUAACAAGUGAGAAUCAAUUUCUGCGUUAAAUGAAUGUUUGGAAUUGAAAACAUGAUUAGCGAAGGAACUUUGAGAAUCAAUAUCAUCCAACCAGUGAUUUUUUUUUUUUUUCAGGAUUUUGAAACGACUUUGAGUUUCUCUUCUUGAUCAUUCCACUCCACUUUGAGUAUGGACUACUACAGAAGAUUAUCAAAUGAAUAGUUACUUCAUGUUUCAGAAUGGGAGUAGUAAAGCAAUUUUGUGUCACUCUGUAAUAUUUGGACAUAUGGCUCAUUUGUUGAAAUCUCAACCUCACGUGAGAUUCCAUAUAUAUUCACCUACGAAAUGAAAUAAAAAUCAAACAAAUCAGACUGAAAAUAAGUUAUUGUUGAUAAUCAUCAUUUUGAUUGGAUUGAUUAUUUUGCAGAUGAGUGUAUUAUGAUGAAAUAUUGAUUGAGACAAACAAUUUUAGAAACAUUACUUGCUCAUCAGUGUCAAUCAAACCAGAAACAUUCAAGAAUAAACAUGCGGGUAGUGACUGAAAAAUCGAUAGUGUUUUAUUGUGUGGCUCUAUUUCUUUCCAGGGAUCACAAGUCUAUUCAGUAUCUCCUAACACUUGACAUAUCGACAUAUCGUUAAAUUACUUUGAAUUGAUUUGAUCUUAUAUUCACUGUCAAUUUUACAGUAGGUGAAUAUAUUAUAUUCUGGUAUUCCUGGAAAACUAUAUGCCAUUCAAAUUCAGCAAUGUUUUGAUUGCCUUGCGAGGAGCCAUCAUUUCAGGUCAAUUCUUGAUUUUUUGCUUUUUUCGGUAUAUCCGUUAUUAUUUCAUUCACACAUGGCUACAUCAGCGACAAAAUGCCAUGCAGAAACAUUUUCACUCUCAUUGGUUCCGGUUCUCCGGUCUCCUUUAUUGAUUCAAGAAUUGAUGUACCCUAGAGUGCCUCCAUAGAUCUAAAUAUGGUGCCUCGAACAUUUC